CUCAUUUUUUUUCCCCAAGAAAAGGACCAAAACCAUUAAAAGCUCUUUCUUUCUCACGCCUCUCACCGUUUAUUCUCUUCUCUGUCGAUCGCCGGAAGGCCUAACAACGGAGAUUAGGGUUCCGGUGGGAAUAGGUUUUAAAUUAAGUUUUUUUUAAUGGCGUCAGAGGAUGUAGUAGGGAAGAGAAGCGAGAGUGCGGUGACGACAAUUGUGAAUUUGGCGGAGGAAGCUAAAAUUGCCAGAGAAGGAGUUAAAGCUCCUAGUCGGCAUGCUCUUCUUAGCAUUUGCAAGUCUCUCGCUGCCGGUGGCAUCGCCGGUGGAGUGUCACGUACUGCAGUUGCUCCUUUAGAACGGUUGAAAAUUUUGCUCCAGGUUCAAAAUCCUCAUAGCAUCAAAUACAAUGGAACUGUUCAAGGGUUGAAAUAUAUAUGGAGAACUGAGGGUUUCACGGGAUUGUUUAAAGGAAAUGGCAGUAAUUGUGCUCGCAUUGUCCCAAACUCUGCUGUCAAGUUCUUUAGUUAUGAGCAGGCAUCGAGACAAAUCUUAUGGUUCUACCAGAAGCAAACUGGGAGAGGGGAUGCUGAACUCACCCCAGUUUUACGCCUUGGAGCUGGAGCAUGUGCUGGAAUAAUAGCCAUGUCUGCAACAUACCCAAUGGAUAUGGUACGAGGUCGGCUUACUGUCCAGACAGAGAAGUCGCCUACCCAAUACAGAGGUAUUUUCCAUGCUCUAAGAACAGUAUUCAUGGAAGAAGGGCCUCGUGCAUUGUAUAAAGGGUGGCUUCCUUCUGUCAUAGGAGUUAUACCUUAUGUGGGUCUGAAUUUUGCUGUAUAUGAAUCUCUGAAGGAUUGGUUGGUUAAAAGUAGACCACUUGGACUGAUUCAAGAGUCUGAGUUGAGUGUAACAACAAAACUUGCAUGUGGUGCUGUUGCUGGAACCGUUGGCCAAACAGUGGCUUACCCACUUGAUGUCAUCCGCCGGCGAAUGCAGAUGGUAGGUUGGAAAGAUGCUGCUUCAGUAGUUACUGGUGACGGGAAGAGAAGGGUACCUCUGGAAUAUUCUGGUAUGGUAGAUGCAUUCAGAAAAACAGUUCGCCAUGAGGGAUUUGGGGCUUUGUACAAGGGUUUGGUCCCUAAUUCAGUGAAGGUGGUUCCAUCAAUAGCAAUUGCAUUUGUGACAUAUGAAGUUGCAAAAGAUAUUCUUCGAGUUGAGAUGAAGAUAUCAGAUUGAAACAAAUGGAGGAAGUUCAGAAUAUGCUUUGCAGCAUCAUACUAAUUUUGCAAGUUGGAGCAGUGGAAAGGGUAUUGAGCAGGGAUGGUGGCCUUUUUCUUUUAUACCCUGCUUAGAGUCUAUUUCCCUCAUUGUUUCACAUGGUGCCCCUGAUAGGAUUGUUAUGCACCUUCUUCUAGCAUGUGUUCACAUAGCUCAUCCUAUACACCUAUAUUUUUGUUUCUCCUUUGUAGCUUUCUUAUGCGCUCCAAACUUGGCCAAUAAAUGUGUAGAAAUGAUUAUGUAGAUGUACGUAUUAGGAAUUUAGCUUGCUAUGCGCUGUUAUCUUUGUGUAAUUGAUUAUUUAGAGAUGAGUUUGGGUUUACAUUGUUGACUA
Molecule: messenger RNA, 1606 nt
Organism: Coffea eugenioides
Lineage: Eukaryota; Viridiplantae; Streptophyta; Magnoliopsida; Gentianales; Rubiaceae
Product: mitochondrial adenine nucleotide transporter ADNT1-like
Exons: 8
Coding region: 157-1230 (357 amino acids)
Biological process (GO): transmembrane transport
Source: RefSeq, a predicted model, not a curated record